This is a messenger RNA of Vicia faba (fava bean), 1200 nucleotides long. Lineage: Eukaryota; Viridiplantae; Streptophyta; Magnoliopsida; Fabales; Fabaceae. The record is from the annotation of a GenBank genome assembly.
AUGGCGAUGCAACGCAGAACAAAGGCGGUACAGAGGUUGUUACAACAAAUGGCAAACCACCACCAUCAGCAGCGGCGGCAGCUCAGCCAAACUCAUGACCAUAACGUUUUGGUUGAAGGAAAUGGAUACUCCAGACUCGCACUUCUUAACCGAUCCUCCGCUCUCAAUGCUAUUAACACCUCCAUGGCUGGUAGACUGCAUAAACUCUAUACAAGUUGGGAAGAUAACCCUGAUAUUGGUUUUCUAAUGCUCAAGGGCAGUGGCCGGGCAUUUGCCGCUGGCGGAGAUAUUGUCACGCUUUACCAUUUUCUAAAACAAGGGAACAUGGAAGCCUGCAAAGAAUUUUUUAGAACAAUAUAUAGUUUUAUAUACCUGCUAGGUACAUAUUUGAAGCCACAUGUAGCUCUUCUGAAUGGCAUUACCAUGGGUGGUGGGGCAGGAAUUUCAAUCCCUGGAACAUUCCGAGUUGCAACAGACAAGACUGUUUUUGCUACCCCUGAAGUUCUUAUUGGUUUCCAUCCCGAUGCUGCAGCAUCUUUUUACCUUUCACGUCUACCUGGUCACUUAGGAGAGUACUUGGCUCUUACAGGGGAAAAGCUCAACGGAGUAGAGAUGGUUGCCUGUGGCCUUGCUACACAUUAUUCACUACUUGCAAGGCUUCCAUUAAUUGAAGAGCAGCUGGGGAAAUUGGUUACUGAUGAUCCAUCUGUCAUUGAAACCACUUUAGAACAGUAUGGUGAUCUUGUAUAUCCAGACAGCAGUAGUGUACUACAAAGGCUGGAAAUUGUAGAUAAAUGCUUUUGCCAUGACACAGUUGAAGAGAUUGUUGAUGCAUUGGAAGUUGCGGCAAGUGAAACAAAAGAACCAUGGUGCAUUUCUACCCUAAAUAGACUUAAAGAAGCUUCUCCAUUGAGCUUGAAGGUUUCCUUAAGAUCUAUACGAGAAGGUAGAUUUCAGACCCUUGAUCAGUGCCUGUUGCGCGAGUACCGAAUGACUUUACAAGCAAUAUCUAAACAAAUAUCUGGUGACUUCUGUGAGGGAGUGAGGGCACGCAUGGUGGACAAGGACAUGGCAGCAAAGUGGGAUCCUCCAACCUUGGAAAAGGUGUCACAAGAUAUGGUGGAUCAGUACUUCUUACCUCUAAGUGAAUUUGAACCUGAUCUGGAGCUUCCAACAAAAUCCCGGGAAGCAUUUUUUUAG